AUGUUUCAGAACAGUAAGGGCGAAGGGGACGGCGGAUACAGCUCCGAGUCAGACAGUGAGGAAGAGACAAUGCUUCGCAGGAUCGAGGAGUCCGAGCGAGUGAAUGCCGACUCGGUGGUGAUUCCAAUCAACGUUGUGAUCGGAGUUCUCGCUGUCUACAUUUUGUUAGGAGCGUCGAUCUUCAACAAAUGGGAGCCCUGGAGCCUUGUGGACGGUGCUUAUUUCGCUUUCGUCACGCUUGCCACAAUCGGAUUCGGGGAUUUGGUGCCAGGAAAUGGACGAUUCGACCAGGUGAGACCAGUUAAUGACCACUUUUAG
Messenger RNA from Protopolystoma xenopodis, 318 nucleotides. The record is from the annotation of a GenBank genome assembly. NCBI's taxonomy places the organism in Eukaryota, Metazoa, Platyhelminthes, Monogenea, Polystomatidea, Polystomatidae.